Messenger RNA from Pseudomassariella vexata, 4224 nucleotides. Its product is annotated as DNA-dependent RNA polymerase. Gene Ontology annotation, molecular function: mitochondrial promoter sequence-specific DNA binding; DNA-directed RNA polymerase activity. Bases 1 to 4224 code for a protein of 1407 amino acids. Gene Ontology annotation, cellular component: mitochondrial DNA-directed RNA polymerase complex. The transcript is spliced from 2 exons. NCBI's taxonomy places the organism in Eukaryota, Fungi, Ascomycota, Sordariomycetes, Amphisphaeriales, Pseudomassariaceae. Gene Ontology annotation, biological process: mitochondrial transcription. The record is from RefSeq and is a predicted model, not a curated record.
AUGUUGAUACGACCGGCGGCUCGACGGAGCCUCCCCCUGGCUUUCCCCAGGGAGAACAGCUUGACGCGACAUCAGCUACCCUCGAGAUGCCCUUCGUUCCAAGCGACUCGGAGGUUACUCGUCACACGAUCAGAGGCGCGGCCACGGCAGAGGACGAGUGCACUCGCCGGUCAUGGUCCUUUACACGAGAGAUCUCUGGCCACCGCCAUGGACGAGACCCUGUACCCAUAUUCGUCAACGCUGCCGCCGAUGGUUCCCCCUCGAUCCUUCGACAUACGAUACUUCGACCCGUCGGCUCCUCUACUGAUUAAAUACAAACAAGAUCCGCUUCCUCGGACGAGAAUGACGCCCAACGCUGUCCCUGGUGACGUCGAGGCAGCCCUCUCCGUCUUCGAUGCUUGCUUGCAAGUCGACCAGCUCGAGAGGGCAGCGAUAGUCCUCAAAAGACUGGAGGCUCUGCAGCAUGGGUUGCUGCCAGAUGACAUGCUUACCCUUCACAACCGUUAUCUGCGCGCCAACAUCGAUAGAUUCAUCGGUCAACCCAGCAUCAAAUGGGCCGACUCAAUGCAGAGAUGGUACGAAUGUCGCAUCCGAGGCCCGCGCCUUCCCGAAACGACUGAGACCAUCGCUUGCAUGUUGAAGAUCGCAUUGUUAUCUACCAACGAAUCCGACAGGCUGGAGCGCCUCGUGCAUCGAUACAUGGAGAUGGUGCCUGAUGCUGGCACCGAGAUGCUUCAACAGUACAUGAACGUCAUAUUGACGCCUCAAGAUGUCUCCAAAAUCACCGAGUUUUGCCCCGAGUACAAGAUUACCUUUGAUGAAUCUGAAGCCGUCGAUUGUCAGCCACUGGAGAGCACCGAUGAAUCCCUACUCGAGUCUGCGACCAAUACCACAGCUUUGCCAGACAUGCCCGAGGUCAGGGCCGUCAACCAGAAGGGCUUUGGUCUUAAUACCCUGCGCAGCGUUCUGUCUUUUUUUUCCGAACUUCAGGGUCAAGAUCUUUCGAAACUGUCUCUAUCCGAACGCCGCGAAUUCCAGUCCCAGCUCGAACGUGACUGUGUAGAUGCGGCAAUACGUCGUUGGAGGGAGGAGAACGAAGCACUGAAGAAGAUCGGCAAGAAUGCGGCGAUUUCUGCUCCUGCUCUGAAUGCUCAGCUUUAUGAGUGGCAUUGCACCUUGGAGACCAAAAUCAAGGAAGAGUUCGACCUCUUCGAGGAAUCGGAAGAGCGAACUUCCAAGACGGCAGAGGAUCAGGACCGAUGCCUUGUGGCCCCGUUCAUGAGGCAGAGUAAGCCUGACCGGCUUGCCGCUGUUACCGUCAUGAGUGUGCUGAACACUCUGACACAACACGGCGUGGAUAAUGGCGUCGCCCUGUCGACCUGCCUCAACUACUUGGCACGGGCAGUGGAGGAGGACGUGAAGACCCAAGCCAGAGAUGAGGAAUCUGCCGCGCGCAAGGCCGCAUGGAAAACCCGCACUCGUCAGGCCAUGGAGACGCCAUCAAGCUCCGUCACUCCUCCUGACGCGAUUCUUUCUGAGGCAAGCAGCAACGUGGUUGAAGUUACGCAAUUUGACCCAAAGACCUGGCCUGUUCUGAUCAGGACUAAAAUUGGCGCUACGCUUCUAUCCGCGUUCAUAGACACAGCCAAGGUUGUGGUAGGCCGCGAGCACCCCGACACCCAAGAACACAUCACGCAAGUUCAGCCUGCGUUCGCCCAUACCAAUGUGACCAAGAAAGGCAAGAAAAUCGGAAUGAUUAUGCCGAACAAGUACUUGGUAGACCUCAUCAAAACCGAGCCCCGUGCGGAUUUCCUGGCGCGACAUUUGCCCAUGCUUGUAGUGCCACAACCCUGGACCAAAUUCGACAAAGGGGGAUUCAUCGAGUUUCCUGCUAGUCUUGUCCGAAUCAAGAACGGAGAGAAGGACCAGAAGAUAUACACCGAGGCGGCUGUGGGCAGGGGCGACAUGGAGCAAGUCAGCAAAGGGCUCGACGUACUUGGGCGAACUGCGUGGAGGAUCAACCAGCCUGUGUUUCAGGUUCUGCUCGAGGCCUGGAACACCGGGGAGGAGAUAGCAAAUAUUCCGCCUGCAAACCCCAGCCUCACCAUCCCCGCAGAGCCGGAGUCCUGCGGAGAUCCAACCGAACGACGGCAGUGGCUUAAAGAGGUCAAAGCCAUCGAGAACGAGAAGUCGGGCCUCCAUUCGGAGAGGUGUUUCAUGAAUUUCCAACUUGAGAUUGGGCGAGCAUUCAAGGACCAGGUCUUCUACUUUCCUCACAACAUGGACUUCCGGGGCCGCGCCUAUCCAAUUCCAACCUAUCUCAACCACAUGGGCGCCGACCAUGCACGUGCGAUUCUUAUAUUCGCAAAGGGUAAGGAGCUCGGUGAGAGCGGUCUUCGGUGGCUGAAGGUGCAUUUGGCCAAUGUGUUCGGAUAUGACAAGGCCAGCCUGAAGGAAAGAGAGGCUUUCACCAUGAACAACCUUGACAACAUAUUCGACUCAACCGACAAUCCGCUGCACGGCAAACGGUGGUGGUUAACAGCAGAAGAUCCUUGGCAGUGCUUAGCAGCCUGCUUUGAGGUGAAGGCAGCAUUGCAAUCACCGGACCCGACAAAGUACGUAUCGCACUUGCCCGUUCACCAAGACGGGACCUGUAAUGGUCUCCAACAUUAUGCCGCGCUCGGAGGUGAUCUAUGGGGCGCCCAGCAAGUCAACCUGGAACCUGGAGACCGCCCUGCAGAUGUGUAUUCGGCCGUCGCGGAGCUGGUUAAGGAAAGCGUUGCAGCGGAUCUCAAAGAGGACAGUUUUCUCGCCAAAGCGGUAGAUGGCAAGAUCAGCCGCAAGGUGGUUAAGCAAACUGUCAUGACCAAUGUGUACGGAGUUACGUUCAUCGGAGCUCGCGCACAAGUUCAGAAGCAGCUUGACGCUGCGUAUCCCCAUAUUAUGGAGGAGACCGGUAUUCCGUCACGACUGCUUGCUCAAUAUGUUGCCGGCAAGAUCUUUAAAGCUCUCGGUACCAUGUUUCGUGGCGCCCAUGACAUCCAAUACUGGCUCGGUGAAUGUGCAGGCCGGGUUUGCCGGGCGCUGACGGCAGAGCAGCUCGAACAAAUAAAUAGCUCUGCCGAUCUACAGGAAAGGAAGACCGGAAAGAGAUCCCGCACCCAGCUGAGCGGGCCCAAGGAGUCCAAGGAGCCCAAAGAGACAGCCCAGCAGAGAAGGAAGAAAGCCAUGGACCAAGUCAAUGCCCAGUUUAGGUCGACCAUUGUGUGGACGACACCACUCCGCAUGCCGGUCGUGCAGCCGUAUCGCCAGGCAGCCAUCCGUCAAAUACAGACUUGUUUGCAAGAGUUGAACCUUAGGGUUCCCGACCGAUUCGAUCCUGUAGACAGGAGAAAGCAGUUGCAAGCGUUCCCCCCGAACUUCAUCCACUCUCUAGAUGCCAGUCACAUGCUUUUGUCAGCGCUUGAAUGCAGCGACCUGGGGUUAGACUUUGCCGCUGUACAUGACUCUUUCUGGACCCACGCAGCCGACAUCGAUGUCAUGAAUCGAGUCCUGCGUGACUCUUUUAUUCGCAUACACAAGGAAGACGUCAUCAAACGGUUAGCGACCGAGUUCGAGGCGCGACACAAAGGCUCGUACUACCUAGCUAAACUGGAGUCCGGAGGUGAGCUUGAAAACAUCCUGCAACAAUACCGGAAGAAGUCCAAACAAAACAUGAAAGACGAGUUGGUACAGGAGACAGAAAGGCUGCGACUUUUGAAAUCACAAGAUCCAAAAGAGGUGCAGAGGGGACGAGAGAUGGAAACUCCUACCACCAUUGCCCAGGCCUAUGCUGGAUCCCAUAGUGCUUCUGGUGAUAUCGACGAAGAUAUGGCCGAGAUAGGUCUAGGGCAUAUUCCUUCUUCCGAAGCAAUCGCCAUGGCGGAUGCGGCAUCCAACCACGACGGCGACGAGGAAACAUACGAAACAGAACCCAAGCCAAAGCGUAAAGCAGCAAAGUCCAAAGCCUUGCCGCCAAAUUCCGAUAUCCCUGACGAGGCCGCGCACGUCAGAGAGCUUAUGGGUAUGACGGCCUUUGAAUCACUCAUGAAGGGGAAAAAAGCUACGGUUCCGACAGGUGCGAGGGCGAGCUAUGUUUGGCUCCCCCUAACUUUCCCAGAGCUACCGAAAAAGGGUGACUGGGAUGUUACGAGGCUGAAGGACAGCCAAUAUUUCUUCUCAUAA